This is a messenger RNA of Oncorhynchus nerka (sockeye salmon), 3866 nucleotides long. RefSeq names its product matrix metallopeptidase 11b (gene mmp11b). The record is from RefSeq and is a predicted model, not a curated record. Gene Ontology annotation, cellular component: extracellular matrix. Gene Ontology annotation, molecular function: metalloendopeptidase activity; zinc ion binding. The transcript has 8 exons. NCBI's taxonomy places the organism in Eukaryota, Metazoa, Chordata, Actinopteri, Salmoniformes, Salmonidae. Gene Ontology annotation, biological process: proteolysis; collagen catabolic process; extracellular matrix organization. The coding region runs from base 154 to 1659 and encodes 501 amino acids.
GAGAACAAAGAAAUAAGCGAGUAUAAAAUCCCCCUAUGAGACACAUCUCCGUCAUUCACUGACUCCACUUCAUCCCGCUCACAUCCUCCGCCCUCUCUAUACCCAAGGUGUGCUCAAGCGCGGUCAAACUGCGAGUCCGCUCCGAAUCAAAAGAUGAUGCCGUCUCUUUGGUUUUUCUGUAGCAUCUUUGCGUUGCACCUCUUGCUCUGCAUUCAUUCUCUGCCAGUACCGGAGUGGAGAGCCAGCAACAGGUACAAAGCCGCGGCGGGAUGGCCUCAGAAGACUCACCCAUAUGGCCUGAAGAAGACGACAAGAUUUGAUCAUACUCAGGACACUCUGAAGGAACAAUUGCACCUGUCGGGAGGUGUCUAUCCAGAGACUGUGUUGUCAUGGAAUGGCACAGAGUCAAUCUGGAAUCGGCCUCGCUGUGGUGUUCCAGACUAUCCUACUCAGAAGCAAAGUGGCAUCUCGGACUACCACAUGCAGAAGGGGGGCACCUUCGGAGGAAAGCAGCGGCGGAAGCGCUUCGUUGUCUUUGGGGGGCGCUGGGACAAGACUGACCUCACCUACAAGAUCAUGCGCUUCCCCUGGCAGUUGAGUAAUGAGAAAGUCCGUCACAUCUUGCAGGAGGCUCUGCGUGUGUGGAGUGAAGUCACACCCUUGAAGUUCACUGAGGUCAGCAGUGGGAGAGCUGACAUCAUCAUCGACUUUACCAGGUACUGGCAUGGUGACAACCUGCCUUUCGAUGGUCCUGGAGGCAUUCUGGCCCAUGCCUUUUUCCCCAGAACUCACCGGGCAGGCGAUAUCCACUUUGACUAUGAUGAGAGUUGGACAGUGGGAAACAGCAUGGGCACGGAUCUCCUGCAGGUGGCGGCCCAUGAGUUUGGCCACGUCCUCGGCCUCCAGCACUCCCUGGUCGAAGGAGCCGUCAUGUCCCCCUUCUACAGCUUCUCCUAUCCCCUGGAGCUGAGCGACGAUGACAAGCAGGGCAUCCAAUACCUGUAUGGUCCGCUGCAAAAAGCCCCGCCCGUCAUCACAGAGACCAAUGAGAUCGAAACAACUGUGCCAGAUCCCUGCAGGACUAACUUUGAUGCCGUGUCAAUGAUCAGAGGGGAGAUGUUCUUCUUCAAGUCCCGCUACGUGUGGCGUAUCCGUGAUGGCCAACUGCAGGCGGGGUACCCGGCGCUAGCAACACGCCACUGGAGGGGGAUCCCCGACAACAUCGAUGCAGCCUACGAAGACAAGACGGGAAACAGCUGGUUCUUCCAAGGUGACAGUUACUGGGUGUUUGACGCGGAGAGGAGGAUCACGGGGCCGGACUCAGUGCGUCGGCUGGGCCUUCAAGUGUCGGACAUCCAAGCAGCCCUCAUGUGGGGUGAGGACAAGGCCCAGAAGACCUACCUCUUCAAGUCGGGCACCUACUGGCGCUUCAGCCCCCUGGAGAACCGGGUGGACACAGCACACCCUCGUAGCAUGCAGGAUUGGAGGGGCAUCCCCAAGGACAUUGACGCAGCCUUCCAGGACCGAUAUGGCUUUGCUCAUUUCCUGAGUGGGAGACAGUAUUGGAAGUUUGACCCCGUGGAGGUGAAGGUUCUGGAAGGAUACCCCCGCUAUAUCGGCAUGGACUUCUUUGGCUGCCCUGCUUCCUUUUAUCGAUAAAGCCAGGAAGAGUCCAUAUCGCCCCAAGAGGUGAAUGGAAUAUCAGGGCCAUCUUUAUUUUUUUGCUCUUAAGACUAAUGUUGUUCCACUGGGACUUUAGACUGAUACAAUUACAUCAUUGUGUAACAUAAACAGGAUGACUGUUGAUUUUGGUCUAAUGGAGGUCAGGACUUGAUGCUAUUGGUUGAAACCUUCAUUAUGACCCCAGUCUGAGGUGAGGGGCAGUCUGAAGACCAAUAGAAAUUAAGGUCAUAAUUCAAAGGGUGAAUUGAGGACAUUUAGUUUCAUCAUCAUCCACAAUAUGAUAAUAGCUGGUUUGAAAUCGAUGCACACUGUUUGAGAGAUACGUUAAAGAGCGAACGGCCAGCUAACAGAAAAACAAUGUACCCAACUGGUAUUUGUAAAUGGACAUUUUCAUUCAAGAUAAGUAACUUCAAUACUUUUGUUCAGGAUAAUCAUAACCCAAUUUUAAUCAAUAGGCAGCUUUUUCUCAAGACGAAUGCUUACCUUUGCAUCAAAUAAUAAGUUUUAGUAUGCUAUAUGUUUUUAUUUUUUCAGAACAAAACCUUUUGUAACUGUCUUUAGCCUCUGGUACAUACUUUUAAAUGCCAUGUUAAAUAGUAACAUUUUACAUAGGCUCAUCUUUUCAAAUCCGUAGGAACAGUGUAGUUACAGUAUUAUUUCAAUACUCUAUGAGUACUUUUCUCUAUGAAGGGAAAUGUAAAAAAAAUUCUACCUCAUAUUCAUCAUCUCCAGCACCAACCCAACAUCAACAUAUGUGAAAAUGGCGCAUUUCUAUGUUUUGUAUAAAAAAAUAUAGAGGAAGCUUAAGUGUGUCACAUGACAUCAUCGGUGUGCAUCAUGUGAUUUUUAACCAAUUAUGAGUAGGCAUUGCCUACUAAUUGUCUACUAAUUGGUUGAUGAUGUCAUUGGAAACACUUAUUUUCCUCUAUAUUUUUUAAUACAAAACAUAGAAAACCACCAUUUUCACAUACAGUAUGUUGAUGUUAGGAUGGUGCUGGAGAUGAUGAAUAUGAAGUUGAACAUUUUAGAUAUGUCCCUUUUAAAAACUACAACCGGUGCACUAGAAAAGUGAGGUGAUAGUUCUAUGUUUCUUAUUGGUGCUCAUCGCCCUUUCCAUCGACAGCCAAUGAUACUAUUCUCAGGAAAAAGUACAUUUAACAAACUAGACCCUCUGAAUUGUUUUUUUUUGCUUGAUGUUUAGCCUCGAUUCUUAUUUAUUGCUGUUUAUGUGUUGUCAAAAAUAUUUUACCCACAGAUGAGUCUCAAGUAUUUAUCUGUGCAGUCCUGCUUCCUUUUCUGCCAUUGUUUAGACAAAACCCAUCAGGUAGCAGUGUAAACCUAUUUGAGAGGGACACACAUUUUCUCUCCGGCCUCACUGAGCUUUAUAUUUCACACACAGCUGCUAAAACUGACUCAACAAUGAAGGUAAAGAUGUACCUCAAAUAGAGGGCUUUAUCUUUAACAGUUAAAGGGAUAUUUCACUCCAAAAUCAAUGUUUGAUAGACUUUUUUAUACCUCAAAAGUAGGCCAUCUGUUUUGUAGAUCCAGCCAUAUGCCACUAUCCAAAAUGAAAGGUGUUAAUGCAUAUAGCUGGAGGAGUGUAGAUUCAUCUUGACAUUAGACUUUUUUUUUUCUUCUUUUUUUGGUCUGAAAAGAUCUGACAAAAUUUGAUUUGGGAGUAUAACGUCCCUUUAUUGAUGUGAUGAUUUUACAGUGGUGAAAGCCAAGCAUUGCAUAUCCAAAGUUGUCACGGUGAUACCUCAUCACGUAAAACGUCCUUCAGUUCUUUUACAAACUGCUCCUUCCAAGAUGAUGCUGUAAACCUUAUUCAUGUUGUAGCGUGGAACCAUUUGUCAUGCAGCAAGCCUCAAUUGCUAGUCAUUGAUGCUUCCAUGUAUCAGUGCAGGCCACUGAUACCAUUUCCUCACUCUUUUUGAUAUAUUGUGAUGUCAUUGACUGCAAGAUAACUAUUUCAUAAAGCUUGCACUCGUAGUUUUGGUGUGAGAGCAUUGUCUGUAGAAUUAUGUCUCGCGAACACUGUUUUUUUUACCAUGUAUCCAGCAUAACAACCUGACCAUUUAUCUUUCCUAGAAUAGUUUUUUUAACCGAAAUAUAUAUUUACUAUGUAAAUCAUUUAGUAUAAAUUCUUUGGUCCCAAUAAAAAGCCUCUUGGUUUAAAUGAA